Penicillium mononematosum is the source of this 330-nucleotide messenger RNA. RefSeq lists its product as uncharacterized. Bases 1 to 330 code for a protein of 109 amino acids. The transcript is spliced from 2 exons. The record is from RefSeq and is a predicted model, not a curated record. Lineage: Eukaryota; Fungi; Ascomycota; Eurotiomycetes; Eurotiales; Aspergillaceae.
AUGACCGAAAAUAUCAUUGAAAAGGGCAAGGCGCCGGACAAGGCCACUGAAGACACUGUCAUGACUACCGAGUCUAUGGCUACCGAGGAAGGAGCCAUGGAGCCCUCCAAGAGGUGGAGGAAGUCGCAGGCUUAUUUUGAACGGUGCAAAGCGCUAGCUCGUAAAAACUACCGCAAGCGUCAGGAGCGCCGCCGUCUCCGCAAAGUGGGUAUUGAGGUGCCUCUCCGCGAGCGUGAUCCUGCCCUCCCACAACAGCGCAAGCGUAACAAACGUCACCGAACCCGAAAGAGGACAAGAAAGGACGAAAGUAUGUAUUCCUACGAAGGUUGA